UAUUUCGAAAUGCCAUUCAAUAAUUUGUAUGGACGAGCCGCAUCAUAACCCCAUCAAUAAAGUAAACUCUUUGCCUUACAAGACUGCAACUCCAAGCUCAAGUCAACUGAUACAAAUGAACCAAUCCGCCAACCCAAAACACAAAAAUUUAUCAAAGUCAAGCGCCGUUAUUUAAGAACAUUUGGGAGGGGAAUCAAACAGCACUCACAUUGUCCUAUUUGCUAUAUUGGCAGCUUCUUAUUCUUCAGCCUCUUACUGCAACUUGUCCAACGAUCAAUGUCAUCCAAGUAUCUCACUUUGACAAUCAUGACACCCUCAUGAAGAGUCAUAGAUGCAAAGUACUUAUCAUUGUGUUAUCUGGUUAUAAGCGCAGUAACCAUAAGAGCCAAACACACUGGGAGAGAAGCAAAAGCUGUUACCUUUUACCAGUUUCAAUGGCAAAGCUUGACAAAAACCAAGUAGUGCCACUCUUUCUCACUUCCUUUCUCCUGUUGUCUUGCCUUCAAUCAACCUUGGCUUCCACUGCAGACGAAGUCCGAGCUCUGCUGAAAUGGAAAGAGGGUCUCAGGAACCAAUCCAUCCUCAGCUCAUGGGCUAUCCCAGCAAACCGAAGUUCGAAUUCCUCUGCUGCUAGUCCCUGCCGGUGGUUUGGAAUAGCCUGUGACGAAUCAGGAAGCGUGACAGAGAUUAACUUGUCGUACCUUGACAUGACAGGUACCUUGCAGAACCUCAACUUCUCUUCGUUCCCAAAUCUUCUUCGACUCGAUCUUAAAUACAACCAGUUCACUGGCACCAUCCCACCCACCAUUGGCUUGCUUUCCAAGCUCCAGUUCCUUGAUCUCUCCACAAAUUCCCUCAAUGGCACUAUCCCACUCUCUAUUUCCAACCUCACUCGGGUUUAUGAGCUUGACCUUUCUAGAAAUAACAUAACCGGAACUCUGGACCCCCGCUUCUUCGCCAGAACUGGCCUUGUUAGCCUGAGAAAUUUUCUUCUCCAAACCACUGGCUUAGGUGGCAGAAUCCCAGAGGAAAUAGGAAACCUGAAGAAUCUUUCCCUCAUAGCGUUUGAUGAGAACCAGUUUUCUGGUCCUAUCCCUACUUCUAUGGGCAACUUGACAGAGUUAACCAUCCUUCGCCUCAACUCCAAUCAACUCUCGGGAUCAAUACCGCCAGGUUUAGCAUUCUUGACCAAGCUGACUGAUGUCCGCUUGUUCAGGAACCAAUUGUCUGGUAUAGUACCUUCAGAGUUAGGGAACCAUUCUUCCUUGAUAAUCCUACACUUAGCAGAGAACAACUUCACCGGCCAUUUGCCACCGGAAGUCUGUAAUGACGGGAAGCUGGUGAAUAUCAGUGCUGCAUACAACAAUUUCUCUGGUCCAAUCCCGAGAAGUCUCCGAAACUGUCCUCCCUUGUUCAGAGUCCGUCUCGAGUACAAUCAACUAGAAGGCGUUUUGGAGGAAGACCUUGGGAUAUACCCUAAUCUCACUUACAUGGAUCUGAGCUACAACAACUUGACAGGUCAAGUCUCUCCCAAAUGGGCAGAAAGCCAAAACCUGACGUAUCUAGCACUUGCUGGGAACUUCUUGAGUGGGGAAAUCCCAAAUGAGAUUCUUCAACUCAGCAAGCUGGUAGUUCUUGACAUCUCUGAGAAUCAAAUUUCAGGAGAGAUCCCAGAUGAGAUCGGAAACUUAACCCGAUUGGCGAGUUUAAGCCUAAAGGGAAACAGGAUUUCAGGUCAGAUUCCAGUUGGGAUAGGAACAUUGUCAAGCUUGCAGUCUCUAGACCUUUCAACGAACAUGUUAAGCGGCUCAAUUCCAUCUCAACUUGGAGACUGCUCUCGGUUGCAGCAACUGGGACUCAGCAGCAACAAUCUCAGUGGGAGCAUUCCAUAUGAGAUUGGCAAUCUAGAAGCUCUACAGGAUUUGCUUGAUUUGAGUUACAAUUCGUUGACAGGGGAAAUACCUUCUCAGUUCAGCAAGCUUACCAGGCUAGAAAACUUGAACCUCUCCCACAACAGUCUCUCUGGUUCAAUCCCUCGUUCAAUGAGGGAAAUGCUGAGCUUGGUCUCUCUCGAUCUCUCCAACAACGACUUGGAAGGGCCGAUUCCCGAUAGCGACGCCUUCCUUUCAGCUCCAUCGAAUGCUUAUUCCAACAACAAAGGCGUGUGCGGCCAAUCGCAAGGAUUGAGAGCCUGCGAUUCCACCGUUUCCACGGGCAGCAGCUCCAAUCGUUCGAACAGGAGAAACAGAACAGCAAUAAUCAUCGGCGCCCCCGCAGGCGCGCUGUUCCUUCUGCUCGCCGUAAUUGGAAUCCUAGCAUUUCUCCGCAGCCGGAGUUCAGAAUCCGCAGUGAGAGAGGAAACAAGCAGAUUCACCGACGAAGAUCCAAUUUCGGUCUGCUACUUCACCGGCAAAAUCACAUACGACGACAUCAUCCAGUCCACGAAGAACUUCGACGAGAGCUACUGCAUCGGGGAAGGAGCCACCGGGAAAGUUUACAAGGCGGCGACUCCCGAGAGCCGCCGAGUCCUGGCCGUCAAGAAGCUAAACCCUUCCUCCCCCCCGCCGACGGCGGGAAACACGGAGGAGGAACUGAAGAGCUUCGCCAGCGAAGUGGCGGCGCUGACGGAGCUGCGCCACCGCAACAUCGUCAAGCUGUACGGAUUCUCCACCGGCGGCGACCACACGUUCCUGGUGUACGAGUUCAUGGAGAAGGGGAGCUUGGCGGAUGUGCUGAGGAGCGACGGCGCGGCGGCGGAUCUCGAUUGGGAGAAGCGGAUCGAGAUCGUCAGAGGCGUCGCCGACGCCUUGUCGCACAUGCACCACGACGUCGUUCCCGCGGUGAUCCAUCGGGACGUGUCGAGCAAGAACGUGCUGCUGAACUCGGAUCUCGAGGCCCGGGUUUCGGACUUCGGGACCGCCAAGUUUCUCAAGCCCGAUUCCUCCAACUGGACCGCGUUUGCCGGGACUUACGGAUAUGCGGCCCCAGAGCUGGCGUACACGAUGGCGGUGAGUGAGAAGUGCGACGUGUACAGUUUCGGCGUUCUGGUGCUGGAAGUGGUGAUGGGGAAGCAUCCAGGGGAGCUUCUGACGCGUUUGAAUUCGUCGGCCGGCGGCCGGGGGAUCCAGCUGGAAGAUAUAGCAGAUGAACGGCUGCCGAUUCCGGGCGGGGAAGAGGAAAAGCUCUGGACGAAAUUGGCGCUGGUUUUCAAAAUCGGCGUUUCUUGUAUCGUGACUAGCCCGGAGUUGCGGCCGAGCAUGCGAAACGUUUCGAGACUCCUUGAAAGGCAGUUGUAGCCAGCGGGGGAAUGUUGAGUGAUUGUACACCUGCGACAGAUAUUUUAAUUUGAAUGUUCUUAAAGAUAGUAGGACGAUUGUUGGUACCAAUAUUGGAAUGUAAUGUGUGGUGUAUUUUAUCUUAUCUAUUUACAUUAAUCAAUAUGCCAGCUUUUGG
This is a messenger RNA of Linum tenue, 3453 nucleotides long. Lineage: Eukaryota; Viridiplantae; Streptophyta; Magnoliopsida; Malpighiales; Linaceae. The record is from the annotation of a GenBank genome assembly.